Molecule: messenger RNA, 5743 nt
Organism: Condylostylus longicornis
Lineage: Eukaryota; Metazoa; Arthropoda; Insecta; Diptera; Dolichopodidae
Gene: Gmap
Product: thyroid receptor-interacting protein 11
Exons: 7
Coding region: 247-4809 (1520 amino acids)
Biological process (GO): Golgi organization; endoplasmic reticulum to Golgi vesicle-mediated transport
Cellular component (GO): Golgi apparatus
Molecular function (GO): small GTPase binding
Source: RefSeq, a predicted model, not a curated record
AAUACGAAAUUAAUGUGAAAAAUUUUAAUAUUAUACUAAUUUAAUAAUUAUUUUUUUUAAAUUCAGUAAAUUCAAUUAUAUUUUUAAUGUAUGUCAGAUUAUUUGUUACUUUUAUACUUGAAAUUUCAAAUUUUAUGAAAAUUAUUGAAAUAAUUUGAAAAAUUCCUUAGCAGUUUAUUAGAAUGUAAAAAAAGAGUGUUAACUCAAAAAUAAAAAAAAAGAACGAAAAAAAGAACGAAAACAAAAAUGUCGUGGUUAAAUAAUAGUUUUAAUACAUUAAAAGGUCAGCUAACAAAUUUAGCACAAGAAGUUCUUCAUGAAGUUCAAGUUUCUAGUGAUUUGGAAAAUGAAGCACAACAAGUACACCAGCAGCAGCAACAGCAACAACAAAAUUUUUUGGAAGAAUCAGCUAUCGAUAGUGCAACCCAAUUAGAAUUAAUUGAAGAAUCACAAAGAAAAAUAGAUGAAUUAAAUAAUUUAUGUGGAAGUAAGGAUAACGAGAUAGCAUUGCUUCGUAAACAAGUUAGUGAUUUACAAAGCCGUUCAUCAUCGAAAACGACCUCAGAAAAAAAUGAAAUACUCGAAGACAGUUGGUGCUGGGAACCAGAUGAGGUAUCAUCAACACAACCUGCUGAAUCAACUGAUGUUAUUAAUCCAGUUGCAUCAACAGCUCCAGAAAAUGAUCCAAAUUCUGAAACAUCAUCUAGUGGUGGAGCUGAAAUUGUUAAUAUUCCAUUGGAUUCACCAAAACGUAAUAAAACUGGCGAUGAAAAGCUUAAUCAAAAGUUGAAUAAACUUCAAGAAGAAAAUAGGGUACUGAAUGAAACCAUACAAAAAUUAACGAAUGAAAAUGAUGAUUUAAACCGAAAUCUGGACGAAUUAGAUUCUCAACAUAAUUUAGCUAUCGAAAAUGUUUUGCAAGCAAAACGUGAUAUACAAAAAAAAUUGACUGUGGUAUCAAAAGACUAUGAAAAUCAACGAAAAAGAACCCAUGAUGCUGAACAGAAAUUACAAAAUGUUGAAAUUCAGUUAAAUGAAGUUAAUGUUAAACUAGAAAAGUUACAGACAGUUUAUGCUGAUUAUGUUACUGAAAAUGCCCUCCUCAAAACUAAACUUGAUCAGUCAAAAAAAGAAUUUGAUACAGCAAGGGAUGAAAGUUUAAAAUUUAAAGAUUUACUGGAUAAAAAAGGUAAAGAAUUAUUAGAGUUGAUUGAAAAAGUUGAAAAUGAUUUUGGUAAUGAAAGAGAAGAAGAGAAUGCACUGCUUAAGAAGAAAUUGAAAACGUUAAACGAAAGAUUAGAUGAAUUGGAAAAUGAAAAGAAAAAUUUUGAAAAACAUAGUGAAAGUAGUAGUGCAUCUUCUACUUCUGGUAAACAAAGUCUUGAUGGUGGUUUUAUUGUUGUAGAUGAUGAAAAUCAACAUACAUGGGAACAAAAAUAUAAUGAAUUAUUAUCAGAAAAAUCGAAACGUGAAACAGAAUUCGCAGAUUUGGAGCGUAUUAUUAGAGAUUGGGAAGCAAAAUAUGCUCUUUUGCAAGCUGAAAAUUCUAAUUUUAUGUCAAAAAUUGAAGAAUUGAAAUCAGCAAAAAUAAUUGAUCCCAAUAGAUUUAACGAAUUAAAACGAGAAAAUGAGCAAUUACGUCAAGAUCUUGAAGCUUCUAACAUAGAAUAUAUGGAUUAUCAAGAUGAACAAUUUGCAAUUCGUAAAGAGUUAGAUGAUAAAAUUUUAUUACUUGAAGAUAAAAUUUUAGAUUUACAAGAUCGUAAUGCAACACUUGAAAACGAAAAUCAAGAUCAAAAUUCAAGAAUUGAUGAUUACUCUAAAAGUAAAUUGAACGACACCGAAAGUUUCGAAAAACUAUUAACAGAAAAGCAAAAAUUAGAACUAGAUGUUGAAAAUUCAAAAUUCUUAAAUAAAGAAUUGCAAGUUGAAUUGCAGCAACAGAAAUUGAAUUAUGAAAAUAAAAUAGCAGAUUUAGAAAAUGAAGUAAAAAUUUUAACACAAAGUAGACGUAGUUCACCGGAACAAGUUCCAAGCACAGAAUUAAUUGAUAUGGAACGUUUACGCUCUGAAAAUGAAGCAUUUUUAACAAAAAUAUCUGAAUUAACCGAAAAAAUGACAAAAUGUGAAGCGAAUGCGUCUGAUGUUGAAGCUAAAAUGAUGAUCGAAAAUGUUAAUUUACGUAAACGUAUUAGUGAUUUAGAAUUGGCCUUAACAGAAAAUACUAGUGAUAAUAGUAAAGCUAUAAUUAAAGAAUCAACAAGAAAUUCAAUUGAAUUUGAUGAUUUAAAAAAAUGGUUUUCUACUUACGUUCAAAUUGAUAUUGAAAUAAAUGACGUAGAUUUAAUUGAAUCAGCAUUUAAAGCAAUAAAAGAUCGAUUUUGGAAAGUAGAUGUUUUAGAAAAAAAUUUAAAACAAAUGUCAGAUGAUAUAUUAAAAUCAAAUUCUGAGCGAACUAAAUUACAACAUGAUAUUACAACUUUAAAUGCCGAUAUAGAUAAUUACAAAAUUGAAUGUGAAGAACUUUUAAAAAAUAAUCGUAUUUUAUUAGAUGAAUUAGAAAAUUAUCAAAGUAAUAAAUUACCUGCAAUAUCAGAGCACAAUGAAGAAAGUUUGGUACAAUUGGAAAAGCAACUUGAAGACAUUAAAGAUUUAAAUAAGAAAUUAGAUGAAGAGUUAAAACAAUUAACGCAGAAAUUCGAAGAAACCGAAUUAGAAAAAGAGGAAUCUAUAACAAAAAUUCAAUCAUUAUUGGAUAUAAAUACGAAUUUGAAAACUCAAAUCGAUAAUUUAAAUAAACAAUUAGAUUCAAUGGAAGCUGAAAAAUGUAAUUUAAUAUUUGAAAUUAAUGAAAUGAAAACUGAUGAUAAAAAAUCUGCUGUUGAUGCUGAACUCUUUGAACAUAAAGCGAAAAUAUCAAAUUUAGAGCAACAACUAGACCGUCUUAAUAAAGAGCAUACAGAAUUAUUAUGUUCUGUUCAACCUCAGCAAAAUAAUUUAAUAGAAGCUAAAAAAGAUAUUGAAAGACUUGAAAAAUUGAUUAGGGAACGUGAUUUAUCUAUUGUUGAAAAAGAGAAAGAAAUUCAAAAAUUCAAAAAUGAAUUCGAAAUUUUACAAUCUAAAUUAAUUGAAGAAUCAUCAACUGAAGACGAUAAACAAAACUUAAUUAAAGAUUUAGAUCGUUUUGAAAAUGAGAAAAAAUUAAUCAAUGAAAAAUUAGAAAAUGCCUUAAAAGAUGUACAAACAUCAAAUAAUCAAAUAGAGGAAUUAAAACAAGAAAUUGAAAAAUUAACAACAAAUAAUAAUGAUUUAAGAUUAAAAAAUGAUGAACAUUCCGAAACUAUAAAACAUUCCGAAGAAGAAAUAAUUCAACUUCGUCAAAUCAUCGAAUCUAUGAAUAUUGAAAAAAUUGAUAUUAUUAAAACUUUGCAAAUGAAACAUCAAGAGAAUUUACAAUAUUAUAAUGAAAUUCAACGAUUAGGUCAACUAUUAGAUAGUGUUAAUGAUCAAAUGGUUAAAAAUAAUACGGAAUGUGAAAAAUGUAAACAAUAUCAAUUAAAUAUUAAUAAUAGUAAAGAAGAAAUUGAAAAAUUACAAGAGCAAGUUCAAUUUUUAAAAGAAAAAUCUGAUAUACUAACAACAAACUUAUUAACUGAACAAACCAAUCAGAAACUUUUACAACAAGAAAAUAAAGAUGUUAAUGAACAGAAAAUAAGUAUAAUGAAAGAUUUAGAAAGAUUACAGAAGCAUUUAGUUGAUCAGGAAGAAUCUCAUACUCAAGAAAUUUUAGAAAUGCAAUUAAAUAUGAAUAAGAUGGAAGAAAAAAUGACAACAAUGGAAGAAGAAAUUUCAAAAUCAUCGACAGCUUUAACAUCGGCAAGUAUUCGUGCUAAUCAGCAAGCUGAAACACUUCAAGCUCAAUAUUCAUUGGUGACCCAACAACGUGACGAGUUGGCAGCGAAAAUUAGUUUAGCCGAAGAUCGAGAAUUGAAAAAUCAAGCGGCAUUAGUUAAUUUACAAUGUGCAUUGGAGCAAUUCCAGAAAGAAAAACAAAAGGAUAUAGAUUUAGCUACGGCUAAAAUUCGUAAAGAAUUAAAAUAUGAAAAAGACGUCCAAAAUGCUUUGAAAACUGAAAUAACCAGUUUAAAAGAUCAAUUAGCUGAAGCAAAUCAAGGAUUAUUAGCAGCUUCCAGAAUAUCUGAUCAAUUAGAACAAAGUAAAGAAAUGGUUUCACGUUUAAAACACGAAAUUGAAAGCCUUCAAGGUGAAUCCAGUAAACUAAGAGAGAAAAUCAACACAAAUGAAUCUAGUCAAGCUGAUAAAAUUGAAAAAAGUUUAAUAAAAAGUUUAAUUAUUGGUUAUAUUGUUAGUACAAAUUCAAAUGAUAAAAAUCAAAUAUUAAAAGUCAUAACAACUGUAUUAGAUUUUGAUCAAACAGAAACAGAUAAGCUUGGUUUAAAUAAACAACAAUUAGGAUGGUUUGGAAGUUUAUUAGGAGCAGGUGCAGUACAAGAUCAGAAUAAAGAUAGUUUAGCUGAAGCAUUUGUGCAUUUCUUAGAAAGAGAAUCACAGCCAAGGAAUGAUCCAAAAACUCUCCCAAAUUUAUUAAAUAUAGUUACGGAAAAUCCGAAUUCUUUAUCAAAAGAAAGGAAACUUUCACAAUCAUCAACAAUGUCUUCAACAUCAAUAGCUAGUAAUAUGCGUAAUACAUCAGUGCAACCAAUUCUAUUAAAUGAUAAUGUGUUAUCUGAUUUUGCCCCAACAAGAAAUUCCAGUUCCAUAUUAAAAGAUAUUUUAAGUGAUUCCUGAUUCGAAUUUUAUUAAAAAAAAUAAAAGAGAAAAUUCUAAAAUAAUGGCUAACGUUUUUAAUGAAAUGGGGCAUAAUUUAAAAUGUUAUCUAUUAACUAGAACACGUUUAAAAUGCUUUUUAAUACAAUUCGUUGCAAUAAUAUUUAUACAAAAAAUAAUUUUUCAUUUAUUUGAAUUAAAUUAAUUUUUAUAUUAUUUAAUUUUCAUUUUUUUUUUUUUGUUUUGCUUUCGUGAAUAUUAUUGAUUUCAGUUCAAUUUAAUGUUUUGAAUUAAUUGUAAAAUGUAUUUUUUUUUUCGUUUUUGAAAUAUUUUUUUUUUAACAAUUAUAGUACAAAGAUCAUUUCGAUUAUUAUUUUUAUUGUGUUUCCAUUUGUCUUAAUUUCAAUGAUAUUUUGAAAAUUUGUUUUUUUCUUUGUUUCCCCUUUAUAUAUGUUUUAUGUAAAAUGAAAAUUUUUAUUUUAGAGGCUUUGAAAUUUAUUUUUCAAUUUAUUAUUAUAAUAUUACUACUAUACAUUGCUGCGACUAAUGAUUUGUCUAACCUCUUCAAAAUUUUAAUUUCUGCUCUAUGUUUUGACAAUAUUUUGAAUACUUGUAUUCAAUUCAAUUAAUAAAGAGAAAUGAAAUAUUCUUUUAAUUUUGUUAUUUUGAGUUUUUCUGAAUUCAUUAUUUAUUCACAAUAAAUAUUUAAUUUAUUUUAUAAUUUAUCAUUUGAACGAAAUGAUCUUAAAGGCAAAAUAUCAAAUUGAAAUUUUAAAUAUUAAGAAAAUACCUAAAGGAAAAUAAUUUUAUGUUAACUAUUAUAAUUGAUCAAUAUUGAAAUAAUGUGUUUGCAUUAUAAAACUAUUUUAAUUAUGUUAUGAAUGUAUGUAUGUUAUGAUAAAAUAAAUAUUAAAAAACUCUAUAAUUUGGAACUACUUAAAAAAAAAAAUAUGAA